Messenger RNA from Rhodotorula toruloides NP11, 753 nucleotides. RefSeq lists its product as uncharacterized. The coding region runs from base 1 to 753 and encodes 250 amino acids. Gene Ontology annotation, cellular component: mitochondrion. Gene Ontology annotation, biological process: intrinsic apoptotic signaling pathway. The record is from RefSeq and is a predicted model, not a curated record. The transcript has a single exon. NCBI's taxonomy places the organism in Eukaryota, Fungi, Basidiomycota, Microbotryomycetes, Sporidiobolales, Sporidiobolaceae.
AUGCAGUCUACACACACUGCCCUUGAGUCGGCGGUGAAAGCUGCGCCCCGCCGUCGAGUUCGUCGCGCCAUCGACCCAUCUGCCGCCAUCCUUCCUCCCUCUCGCGACCUGAUCGGCCCGCCAUGCCCCCUCUCGAACCUCCGACCAGUCUACUAUGCCCCUCUCUUCCCCUCCCUGCACUCGCCGUCCGGCUGGUCAACCGCAAUGACCGCCCCUUCCUCCUCAUCGCCCGCAAUUCCAUCACGACCACACCCUUACUCUCUCGCCGAAUUCCCCUCUUCCGCCUCAUCUUCCCAUUCGAACCCACGACAAGCCCGCCUGCACGCCGUCGCCCGCUCGCUCCACGCGAAAGACCUCGAAUGGCGCUUAACACGGUAUCGCUUUGACUCGUUCAACCAGGACUUCUGGGCGCGGAUGAACACGUUGUUCCUCCGAGCUAGGGACGAGUAUAUCGUGCGUAUGGAGCGGGAAAGGGCGGGACUUGCGGCGGUUAGGGCGGCGAAGGAGGGAGACGUUGAUGCGGAGUCGUUUCCGCCGCAGGUCAGCGCGGCUGUCGCGGGAACGGGGACAGAGGACGUCGAUCUGGCGCCCUUCUAUGCGGAGUAUCUCGGCAAGACCAAGAGGGCGUACGCGGAAUACAACAAGCAGUUGUGGAGGAUGCAGAUCGAGAUGCUGUGGCCGGCGGUCAAGGCGAGUGCGAGGCGGUGGCGAUGGAAGUGGGAGGUGUGGCGAGCAGGAGGGGAGAAGCUGUAG